Molecule: messenger RNA, 2134 nt
Organism: Exophiala viscosa
Lineage: Eukaryota; Fungi; Ascomycota; Eurotiomycetes; Chaetothyriales; Herpotrichiellaceae
Product: MFS transporter
Exons: 6
Coding region: 63-1835 (590 amino acids)
Biological process (GO): transmembrane transport; carbohydrate transport
Cellular component (GO): plasma membrane
Molecular function (GO): carbohydrate:proton symporter activity
Source: RefSeq, a predicted model, not a curated record
CGUUCCUUCCGAGACAAUCUUACUCCAACACAAACCAAUAAGCGAACAAACACCAACUAAUCAUGGGGAAUCACAAGAUUCCUACCCUUCAGAGGCCAACGAGGCAAUCUCUUGGACUCACCAACUAUGUCAACUACGAAAAGUACAACCCACAUGAUGUCGAUUCUACCGAUGCCCGAAAGUCCUUGUCCCACCUCGACUACUCGCCUCUUAGAAGAGUGACCUGGGAGUCGUUCUGGAUGGGCAUGCUCGUCUCUAUGGGCGGAUUCAUCUUCGGGUACGAUACAGGACAAAUCAGCGGUUUCCUGUCAAUGCCGGACUUCCUGGGGAGGUUUGGUCAGCAUCACAAGGAUGGAACCGCUUACUUUAGCAACGUCAGGUCUGGUCUUAUAGUGGGAAUGCUUUCAAUCGGUACAUUGAUCGGUGCUCUGGUUGCUGGUCCCAUUGCCGAUAUGUUUGGCCGAAAGCCUUCCCUCACGCUGUGGUGUAUCAUUUUCUCCAUAGGAAACAUCGUCAUGAUCUCCUCUGAACACCACUGGUACCAACUCAUGAUGGGCCGUUGGGUGGCGGGUCUAGGCAUUGGCGCCCUCUCACUCCUGGUACCAAUGUAUAUGGCCGAAACCGCUCCUCGACAUAUUCGCGGCGCAUUGAUCAGCACAUACCAGCUAUUUAUCACCUUCGGAAUCUUCCUCGCAGCUUGCAUCAAUUUCGGUACCUACGAGCAUCAGCGUCAUAACGCAAGCUCAUGGCGUAUCCCGAUGGGCAUCGGAUUUGUCUGGGCAUUCAUCCUUGGUGCCGGCAUCUUGCUCUUCCCCGAGACUCCUCGUUGGCUCUACCGCAGAGGCAAGACCGAGGAGGCUAAGCAGAUCAUGCUUAAGGUCUACGGUGCUCCACCUAACCAUUACAGCGUCCAUGUCGAGCUGGAGGAAAUCGAGGCCAAGCUUCGCGCCGAGAAUCGCCAGGAGGGAGUUAUCCGGGAAUGGAUCCAUAUGUUCUCUGCUCCCAAGAUGGGGUACCGUAUCCUGCUCGGAGUUGCGUUGCAAAUGUUUCAGCAGUUGACCGGGGCAAACUACUUCUUCUACUACGGAACGGUCAUCUUCAAGGCCACCGGUAUCAACAACUCUUUCGUCACCCAGAUGAUCUUGAACGGCAUCAACUUUGGCUCUACCUUUUACGGAUUAUACAUCGUCGAACACUAUGGUCGUCGGCGGUCCCUCAUGGUUGGGUCCGCAUGGAUGUUCCUCAUGUUCUUGAUCUUCGCUUCUGUCGGACACUUCUCCCUCAACCGCAGCGACCCACAGGCCACCGAAUCCAGCGGUACGGCAAUGAUUGUCAUGGCCAGUUUCUUCAUUUUUGGCUUCGCCACCACAUGGGGCCCUAUGAUCUGGACAAUCUGCGGAGAAUUGUAUCCAUCGCGCUACAGAGCGAAAGGCAUGGCUCUGUCCACGGCUUCCAACUGGCUCUGGAAUUUCCUUUUGGCAUUCUUCACGCCCUUCAUUACAGGCGCCAUCGAUUUCCGCUACGGCUACGUAUUCGCCGGCUGCAAUGUCCUGGGCUUCUUCUUGAUCUACUUCUUCGUCAUCGAAGGUCAAGGUCGGACCCUCGAGGAGAUCGAUACCAUGUAUCUCCUCUCCGUCAAGCCCUGGAAAUCUGGACACUGGGAGGCUCCGGCUCCAAACGAGAUAGCUGCCAUUAGACGACAAGCCGGUACCGACGAGGCCACCGCUGAAGCUGGAGAGGUCCACCCCGCUGCCACCGACGCAGCGCCUUUUGGACGGGAUAGUGUCGAGACUGCUAAUACCGACGCCGAGAAAGAAGCGGAGCACCGCGAGUAAACCACUCAACAUAUCGAAACCCUGAAAGACGCAAGGGAAAGGAGGUAAUAAAGGUGAAGGGGACGUCUUAAAAAGGUCCGAGUUCAAUUGGAAAGUCCACACAUUCGUUUUCAAAUUAUACGUCAAAAGGUAAUGGGACGACAAGAUACCCCAGGGGAGGAUAUGAGACACUGACGUCCAUACUAUGAUAUGAUACCACGAUCGUUAUGUCACUUGUCGCAUCGUCGACAUCCUACUAUGCAGUAUACCAGAUGUAACAAGCUGUUAGCUUAGCGAAAAUAUUAAUAUUUGACAUUUUG